This is a messenger RNA of Cyprinodon tularosa, 5155 nucleotides long. RefSeq names its product protein tyrosine phosphatase non-receptor type 9a (gene ptpn9a). NCBI's taxonomy places the organism in Eukaryota, Metazoa, Chordata, Actinopteri, Cyprinodontiformes, Cyprinodontidae. Gene Ontology annotation, biological process: protein dephosphorylation. Gene Ontology annotation, molecular function: protein tyrosine phosphatase activity. The record is from RefSeq and is a predicted model, not a curated record. The coding region runs from base 428 to 2140 and encodes 570 amino acids. The transcript has 14 exons.
GAAAUGAAGCCAACAGUAUAUUUUACUUGUCGCUACUGUGUGUGUUGGUAGUUCUCAGUCAGGCCAAAUGCGACUUAUAUUAUAGGGAUAAACCCCUAUAAUUGAUGGGAUGGAGGAGCCAGCCUUACAGCUGCAGCCUGUGGCCGCUCAGCUCAAAUCUGACUGAACACCCGCGCGCCCCCCGCCUCUCCUCUCGAGUUUGGAUGGCAGAUUCGUGCUGAUUGAGCCGCGUGGAUCGCAGCAUCAAGAGAAAAUAAAAACCUUCCGCCCGCUCACUGCGCCCUUCCAUAUGCCUUCAGCUCUGGGGGCGAGGGACGGCCCCUGACGAGUCCGUCUGUGAACAGGAGGAGCGAGCAGACAGGCAGACAUCGCCGUCAUCUCCUACUUCAUGAGAAGGACACGUCCGUGGAAGGCUUGACCAGGAAUCAUGGCAGCUAUUUUAUCGGCGGAAGAGGAGCAGGCCACCAGGCAGUUUCUAGAGGAAAUCAACAAGUGGACCAGUCAGCAUGGAGUGUCUCAGCUGUCCAGGGAGCUGGCCGUUAAGUUCCUCAUGGCUCGCAAGUUUGAUGUCCUCCGUGCCAUUGAGCUCUUCCACAAUUACAGGGAAACACGUCUUAAAGAAGGAAUUGUCCGACUCCAGCCUCAGGAGGAGCCUCUGCGCUCAGAGCUGCUCAGUGGAAAAUUUACAGUCUUGAGUGUUCGGGACCCAACAGGAGCCUCCAUCGCUCUCUAUACAGCCAAACUCCAUCACCCAAACAAAACGGGCAACCACGUCGUGCUUCAGGCUCUCUUCUACCUUCUGGAUCGGGCUGUAGAAAGCUUCGAAACCCAGAGGAAUGGCUUGGUGUUCAUCUACGACAUGGCGGGUUCCAACUACACUAACUUUGAGCUGGACCUAAGCAAGAAGAUCCUCAACCUUCUCAAGGGGGCAUUCCCUGCCAGGCUGAAGAAGGUGUUGAUUGUUGGGGCCCCUGUGUGGUUUCGGGUCCCUUACAAUCUGCUAAGUCUACUGCUGAAGGAGAAACUGAGGGAAAGGGUUCAGAUGGUAAAAAUGGCAGAGCUGCGUCAGCACCUCCCAAGGGACUGCCUCCCCCAGCACCUGGGUGGCCUGCUCCCCCUAGAUGCAUCCAGUUGGAACCAGCAGCUCCUGGCAGGUCAGAACGGCAGAUUGGAUCCUGUGGACGAGCUGGUGGGAAUCCCCUUGGAAGACUCCUCUAUCCACGUGCCCGGCCCCGAGUCCAUGCGCCCCCAGGAUUUGCUGGCGCACCUGGGCCGACUGCAGCGCUCCGGCGUCUAUCAGGAGUAUGAAGAGCUGCGAAGGGAGGCACCCCCUGGGACCUUCCACUGCGCACAGAUGGCCUACAAUCAGGAGAAGAAUCGCUAUGGGGAUGUGCUGUGCCUUGAUCAGACCAGAGUUCGUUUAAAACCCUGCAGAAACGAGAGAUCAGACUACAUCAACGCUAGCUUCAUGGAUGGCUACAAACAGAAGAACGCAUAUAUUGGUACCCAAGGACCACUGGAAAGGACCUAUGGGGACUUCUGGAGAAUGGUCUGGGAACAAAACGUGCUUCUGAUCGUCAUGACAACCAGGACAGACGAGGGCAGUCGUAGGAAGUGUGGACAGUACUGGCCCCUGCAGGAAGGUGGACAGGAGGUCUACGGCCACAUAGCUGUGGUGAAUCAGAAGGUGGUUCACCAUAGCCAUUACAACCACACCACUCUGGAACUGCACAACACUGAGACGUGUGAGCAGAGACAUGUGAGUCACUUCCAGUACCUCAGCUGGCCUGACUACGGCGUCCCCACAUCAGCAGUGACUCUCAUUGACUUCCUGGGUGCUGUAAAGAGGCAACAGAGGAAAAUGGUAAAGGCUUUAGGCCCUCAUUGGACCAGUCACCCACAGGGACCGCCAAUCGUGGUUCAUUGCAGCGCAGGGAUUGGGAGAACAGGUACCUUCUGUGCCCUGGACAUCUGCCUGUCGCAGCUGCAGGAUGUUGGCUCUCUUAACCUGUUUCAGACAGUGCGCCGCAUGAGAACGCAGAGGGCCUUCAGCAUCCAGACCCCAGAGCAGUACUACUUCUGCUACAAUGCUAUUCUGGAGCAUGCCCAAAGACAGGGCCUGCUCCCCUCCAAUCAUUAAACCCCUCCCAGCUAAAGGACAGGUCUCUAUACAGUUCUGCCAUCACUCUGCUGAUCCUGCAGCCAGACUGGGUGGCCGGUUGAAGGAAGAAGCCUUCUGACUAUAAACAGGCUUUCUGACGCGUCGACACAACCGGUCUGCAAACCAAGUAAAUGCAUUAAAGUUUAAAGCUGACGAUGUGUGAUGAUACUGCAGCUGUUAACGGUGUGAUGCUAUGGAUAUGUUGAAAAUAUGCAGAAAAACACAGCAGAUCAAGCAAAAUGCUCAGUGUUUUAACGGGCAGCACAGUGAGGUAAUACAAUGCCUUGCAAAAGUCUAGAAACCUUUAAACAACUUCAGUGCAUUUAGAUUUCACUUGAUUAGUCAACAGAAGGAAUUAAAAAAAGGUACAGGUUUUUAAACUUAAACUAAUAAAAGAAGGGCUUUUUUUUCCCUCAUGUUGAACCAGUAUCCACUGAAUUUACGUGUGUGAGUCUUCAGGGCUCUAUCUCUCAGCUUAUCUAGUUACUACAUUUCUGUGUUUUUGCUUCUCUGAACAGCUGAAGAGCCCAAGGUCAGUCUGAAUGGAGAGCUUUCUUGAACAUGAAUUUACAAUUCUUGCCACUAAUUGUCACUUAUUUUUAGGUCUGUAGUUAUACUGAGACAUUCUGAGAACAUAUUAUGCUUUGGGCUGUAGCUCCAACUGCCUCCCAGCUGAAAGAUCAACCUUUAUCCUAAGUUUUUCUCAGCCUCUUACAGGUCUUACAAGGAAUGCUGUGGGACCAGUACCCUGUCCCUGCAGCAUGAUGCUGGCAACGCUAUCCCAGGCCACAGUGUCUGUGGGGUUUAUGUCCAGUGACCCAAACUUAAUCCUUCACGUUCUCCACUAAUGAAAAUAGCAAAAAUAUUUCUCUGUGCUUUCUUUUAACAAAUACUUUCUUCCUGUGAUUCAGAGGGCAGAUAUAGUUGUCCAAUCAACAGAUUCUCCCAUCUAUGGAUCGUUGCAUCUGAGCUGCUUCUCUGAUUGAGAUUUAAAAUAUUUCUAAAGCUGAAAAUAUUUCUUAUUUUCUCCCUGUUCUUUCUCUGCUGUGUUCCUUCUUCUUCACUAACUAUCUCAAACUCCCUCAAAUCUUAUCUGGGCGUGUUGGCCUAGUGGUUUGAGCUGUGAGCUUGUGCUCCGAGAAGGUUGCAAAUACCCAGUUCAAUUCCCACAGCCUGCACUCUGGGUUCUUGAGCAAGAUCCUUAAUCCCACACUGCUACCCUGGUGCCGCACAGUGGCAGCCCACUGCUCCCCAAAGGGACAGGUUAAAUGCAGAGAUAAAUUUCUCCAGUGUGAGAUCAAUAAUAUUCAAUUAUUAUAAUAUAUAAACACACCUCAGAGGUCUUCACACAGCGUGCAACCACUAUUUUCCAGUUAUAUGACCUCUGAAGAGGAUUUUAGUUAUAAUUAGCGCAAAGAACCAAGCCAAUGUACAGAUCGCAGAUCAUGUAGAUUCUUUUUUCCAUUCUACAAACAUAUGUUGGUGUAUUUGGAAAAUCCAUAUAAAAUGCAUUUAUUUAAAGGUAGUAUUUUGCAAGGGUGUUUAUACUUUUCCAAGGCACUAUAUUUACUCUCACUUGAUUUAAUCAUAAAAAGUAUCAUUUUUUAGUUCUUUUUUUAGUGAAUAUUACAGAAUUGAAUCAUUUGGUCUGAUGCUCCUUUAAACUGUUGAAUGUUGCAGUAUUGAACCUUAAACAUCAACAUUAACCUUACAUUACAAAACAGCUAUAACAUUUUGUUUUAGAGCUACUGUAGAAAUGAUCAUGUAGUAUAUAGCCAAAUGAAACGACCUUGUCUUAAACUGUUUUAUAGCAGAGGUUUCCUUGAGUUUUGGAGUGAAAUAUUCCUUUAACCGGUAGAUCUUAUAGUGUGAGAAUAUGUUUUUAAUUCUUUAUUUCCUUGCAAACCUUCAGCACAAUGCAUCUAUGGUCCAUGGUGAAUAACACAAGGAAUUGGGGAGUUAGGGCCACAAAUAUGCUGCCUAAUGUCAUAUUUAUCUGAAAAUUAUCACUUAAAAUUUGUAUAUUUUCUUCCUGCCAAAGUGAAGAAAGUGGGAGCAAAUCAUCUUUUGAAACCUGAACACUCCCAAACGGCUGCUACAUUUUUUGACUGAAUGCUCCUGCAGUGUCAAGCCUCCCUUUUUUCUGCAUGUUUUCUUUUUUUGUAUGACACUGAAGAGGUAAAACCUGCUAGUGUUCAUCUUGCCUAGUAUAUUCAAAGCUUUUGACUGCCUUAUCUGUGUAGUAUUGUACUGCAAAGCUGCACAGACUUUUAUUUAAGGCAGUGAUUGUCAGAAAUGUAAAUUGAUGUAAGACCUCACGAGUAGUGCAAUACAUUUUGUUUUUAUGCAUAAAUCGUGUCUUAGCACUUUUUACACACAAAAAAAAAUUCCUAUGUGUUCUGGUAUUUCAGAGUGGUAAUGGGAGGAGAAAUAAAGAUUCAGACGAGUAUGUGGUCUCCAUGUAAUUCUGGGAUUGUUUAUAUUUAGGGAAACCUGAAGAUAUUUACUGUUAUCUGCAUAGAGCUUUGUUGGGAUUAAUGACAAUGGACUGAACUUGGAAACCGGACAGCAGUGUUGUCAUGACGGGUCAGCCACAAACUCCAAGUCCUCUUUGGACAAUUGGGAGUCAACAAGUCCUUUCAAUAUGUCCCAGUUUAUGGCCAUUAUUAUAGUACAUGUACAAAGCUGCAUUGUGUCAUUUGUGUUACAUUCUUUACUCCACAAUUCAUAUUGAAUUUACUGGUGAAGCAGUUUUUUUUUUUUUUAAGCGCCUGAAAUUUUUACUUUUUCUGAUCGUAGAAUUAAUUCUCCUUCCAGUAACGGACACAAAGUGCUGCUUUUUUAUUAUAUUCAGCAACUGUUUGCAUGCAAAUAUGCAGUUCCCCGUUAAUUUUAUAUUUGUUCUAUUACAACAUUCUGUUUUCUCUCUGUAUCUCUUUGCGCAUUGAUUCAUGCUAUGCUGUAAUAAACACCAACUGUCAGUGUGUAUCUUAA